UCACGCAACAAUGCAGAGAUGCUGCAGUUCUAUCGUGUACUGGUCAAUCUCAAACUUGCUAGGCUCAUUGAGAUAAAGGGUCGGACCAAAGUCACCAUGCAGUCUGAAGAAGCUUAAAUAACAGUGCAGGAAGAAUUCCAGAAAAUAUCGGAGUCUGUUGGUUUGUCCAGAAUCCUCAAGGUGUGGGGCAAGGUCAUACCGUCAUAGAGAUUUACAGCGCAGGAAAAGGCUCUUCGGCCCAUCGCAUUCCCACUCACUAAAAACAAACACCUAACUGAAAGAAAAUCCAUCCAUUCGUAGUGGUUUCGAUUUGAGGUGCCAGUUCAUCAUGGCGGUGGAUAAUGAGACUCUGGAAAUGCUAUCAAAUCAAACUAUUAAGACUACUCUUCCCAUCUUUUACAUCAUUGUUGCAACCAUCAGCCUGCCUGGGAAUGGGUUCUCAUUGUUUCUUCUCUGCCGAGCACAACCUAAGACCCCUUCCAUCAUCUUCAUGAUCAAUCUCACCCUCACUGAUCUUCUACUGGCCAUCUUCUUGCCUUUUCAGAGCGCAUACCACUGGAACGGUAACAAUUGGAUCUUUGGAAUUGAACUGUGCAAUGUAGUUACUGUGCUAUUCUAUGCGAACAUGUACUGCUCCAUCUUAACGAUGACAUGUAUUAGCUUGGACCGUUAUGUAGGAGUAGUGCUCACAAUGCACUGUGUGAAAUGGCGGACAAAGAAGCACGCAAUUGCAAUUUGCCUAGGAAUGUGGGCAGUCAUGUUGGUUGUCUUACUGCCAUUGGAGAUGAAGGAUUUGACAUAUGACGUUCAUGAACUCAAUAUUACCACGUGCUUUGACAUUCUGAAGAUGGACAUGCUACCUUCCAAAGGAGCUUGGGCAGCUUUUCUUUUCACUUUAUUUAUGAUCCUGUUCUUAAUUCCGUUUAGUGUGACUGUGUAUUGUUACAUUCGGAUCAUUGCCAAGCUGAUCAAUACCUCUUCAAGUUAUGUCAGUGCACAAAAGAGGAGAGCUAUUGGUUUAGCUUUAAUUGUGCUGCUGGUGUUUGUCACGUGUUUUGCACCCAACAACUUUAUCCUUCUAGUUCAUAUAAUCAAACGGAUCUUUUUCAACAGAGGGAUUUACACAGCCUACAAAGUCACGCUCACCCUGAGCUGCUUAAAUAGCUGCCUUGACCCAUUCAUUUAUUAUUUUGCCUCCAAAGAGUUUCGUAAGAAGCUCAGAACAUACUUGGGCAUAGCAAUAAUCUCAAGCCAAGGAAGUCUAACCGAAUGCAGAAGAGAAAGCAUGUUCUCAAUGCGGUCAGGCUUACAAAAUCACCAAGCUUUGGAAAUGCAUCUCUCUUUGAAUUCAACAAAUGAUUCAGUAUAGACUAAAGUUGGCAGAAGACAGUGCGAUGUAUUAUACCGAAAGCAAACCUAUAACUGAUGGGAAGGUUUCCUGAUUGUUCGAUUGCAGAGUUAAGAUAUUAAGAGUGAAACCAACUUUGAGAUCAUGCAUCUCUGGAAGCAAUGGAAAAAUUCCAAAGCCACAAGUAGUUCUCAGAUUUGAUACCUAUUUAAAACUUGUCACAUUAAUUCCAUGGUUUCCCUAGUUCACAGUUAAGAUUUCCAGCCAGAAGUCAUUGAGGUUCCCCCUUGGUUCUGAGGGGUGAGAAGGUGGAGAUUUGAAAAUCAUUUGCAAUGGGUUCCACAGGCAACAACAUGACCAACUGCUGAAUGCAACUGAAAAUGGUCAGAUAACGAUCCACAGACGACCUUGAGCUCUCCGUUGAAAGAUGAAUGUAGCAAAGGGAACAUGCAUGGAUCUAAAUCCCUUUGAUGGAGUGAAAAGGGAGGAUUUGCUUUUCAUUUUUAGCUCUUAAUAAUCUGCCAAUGUUUCUGGUCAAGAUUUAUGAACCAUUAAGUUAACUCCCACCUCCUUGUCUCUGUAACUGCUUGCUUGAUCUGUUGAGUAGUUUAUCACACUUUGUGUUUUUAUUAUAGAAUUCUAUCAGAUAUUUUGCUUUUUGCCAUCUUCCAACCCCCAGGUUAACACUGUUCUCGGGAAUCAAUAAUCAAUAUGGAAUUUAUGAUGCUGCUCAGUUCA
Messenger RNA from Hemiscyllium ocellatum (epaulette shark), 2086 nucleotides. Its product is annotated as P2Y purinoceptor 8-like. The record is from RefSeq and is a predicted model, not a curated record. Gene Ontology annotation, molecular function: thrombin-activated receptor activity. Gene Ontology annotation, biological process: blood coagulation; positive regulation of Rho protein signal transduction; phospholipase C-activating G protein-coupled receptor signaling pathway. The coding region runs from base 329 to 1369 and encodes 346 amino acids. Gene Ontology annotation, cellular component: membrane. NCBI's taxonomy places the organism in Eukaryota, Metazoa, Chordata, Chondrichthyes, Orectolobiformes, Hemiscylliidae. The transcript has 3 exons.